This is a messenger RNA of Komagataella phaffii GS115, 966 nucleotides long. RefSeq lists its product as hypothetical. The transcript has a single exon. Lineage: Eukaryota; Fungi; Ascomycota; Pichiomycetes; Pichiales; Pichiaceae. The record is from RefSeq and is a predicted model, not a curated record. Bases 1 to 966 code for a protein of 321 amino acids. Gene Ontology annotation, molecular function: nucleic acid binding.
AUGGGUCGCAACAAACUCGACGAACCUUCCAUAACAUGCCCCACAGAGAAGAUAAUAGUGCGAAGAAUUCCCCCAGAGCUCCCUGAGGAGGAGUUUAAAGAGCUAUUCACUCCCUGUGUCGAAGGAGAAUGGAAUGGGUAUUAUAGAUACGUUAAAGGCCAUGUAGCCAAGGAUAUGUACGACGAAACGACAUUUGCAAGGGCUUACAUUCGUUUCGAUAGCUUGGAGCAAUCCGAGAAUUUCAUGAAAACCUUCAGGGAAAAGGUCAAUCAUGAUCCUGAGCAUUUUCGGGUAGAGAGGGCAAUUUACCUUCAUAUUGGACCGUUUGAAGAGGAACCAGUAAAGGAAGAAACAGAACCAUUAGAGUCUAAUGAAUAUUUCCAGAGGUUCUUAGAGUGGUAUAACACCGGCUGUGAGGGCGAAGCUCCACAUUUGUUAGUUCCAACUAUGUCUGACAAAAAGACAGGGAAAGGGAAAAAGUCCAAGAAAAAGGAUAAGGCCAAAUCAAAACCCAAAGUGGACAAGGCCAAAGCCCAAGAACAACAAGAGGUAGACAAACCUGACUCUAAAGAGAAAGUUCAGGGGAAGGAUAAAUCAAAGUCGAAAGCAAAGAAAGAAAAGAAAAAGAAGAAGCAGGCAGUGAACCAAGAUAAGUCGCCAGAAGAAGUUAAAACAACUUCUUCAGCUCCUUCGGAAGAUACCCCGGUCAAGUCGAAACCCAAAAAACGAACCAAAAAACCAAAGUCCAAAGCUAAAGAUCCUGAGUCCUCAUCUGAACCUAAUGAAAACUCCAACGAAACUUCCAAGCCCAGCGACCUGGAAAAUCCUAGUUCUGCAUCAGCUAAAACCAAAUCCAAGCCUAAAAUAACGAUUAAACAGAGACCAAGUCCCAAACCGGAGCCAGACUCUAAUUCUCCUCAAAACCAUGCUGCAGAGAAUUCUAGUACCGUGUUCAUAGAAGCUUGA